AUGUUUUAUGAUACUUCUCAUAGUUGCAGGACAUUUAGCAAAGUUAUUCACAUAUGUAGGUAUUGUUCUGAGGAUGGAAAAUACGGGCAACAAUUUCAGACGCGUGCUCAAAAACUUAAACCACAACUUCCCCCUUCUUCGAACAUCGAUUUAUCCUUCAUGUCACGCAAAGACAAAGAACCCACCCGUGCUCAGCUCUCUUCACGACUAGCAUACGAACAACACGUUCCAGCCUUCCUCCAGAAACUCCAAAACAAGAUUUCUGGUAUAUCUAACGAGGAAGACGAAGAUGAAGCAUACGACGAGGAGUGGGAGCACAUUAACGAUGGCUCGGGUCGACCACCUAUUCCACGUCGAAGACCUCCGAUACCCGAACGGCCAGCGGAUGACCCUGGAAGUGACAAGGAGGAUGAGGAGCGCGGGGAUGAGAAACCCCAAGUGAUAGUUUUGAGAGAAGGGAAACAUCUUACGGAGCGGGAAGCUGAGAAUAUAAGACGGAAAGAAAAGGGACUUCCUCCUGUUCCUGAUGUAGAGAAACCGCCCGAGGAAUCUUCAUCGUCAAACAAGAAAGAAGGAAACGAAAAACCUAAAGCUUCGGCUCCGAGUUUAUCGUUUUCAUCUUCCACGAAAUCAGUAUCUAGUAAAUCUUUCAAACGAAAGGUGCUCGGUGGGGACUCUGAACCGGAGGAUGACCAGGAUAGUCAGCACAAAGCGAAGAAGAGCGAACCGCCAAAAAAGAAAUCGAAGAAAUCGACCAAGAGCAAGAAGUUGUUAUCAUUUGGGGACGACACAUGAAGAUCAAUAUCCCGCUUGUAACUUCAUGAUGCCCAAGUCUGGAAUUACUCGCUCGACAACUGGCCCUGAGGGUAAAAUAAAUAAAUUCAUUCACGGUCAUCGUUAGCGUAAUUCGAGUUGCGCGACUGUAUGAUAUCUGCAACGAACGAAUCGAGGUUUAAGACGACCCUCCAAGUUUCGCAUAACGGCAAGCGAACGGUCAAGAUGCACAUGAUGCAUGACCGGUGACCUAUCCAGAACACUUGCGCUUCAUUAAUAUUCACUGGAACAUGGUGUCGGGCAGGGGUCGAUUUUGAUUUCUUUUACUUCAAAUCAUGCUGCAUUCCAUAAUCCAGGGUUCUCUAUACGUACAAUGACUUUACAGACGCAUUGGAUGAUUUGGACCUACUAGAUCGGCUCAGACUCCUUUUCGACCACUUGUUUCACAAAUCGGUGCGCAAUGAGUCUUCAGACUUCUUCAUGAUCGAAUUUGGCCUGCGCCCACGAGUCCUCGAUAAACUCUCGUCGUUAAGUGGUGGAUCUAUAAGACGAUCCGUGCCCAUGUUCCACCGUUCGAAUACCCUGUUCCUAGGGUCAGUAGCCAGGGACUCCAACUUUGUGGUGACUGCAUCACUUGUGGUCCCGGAAUGAAGCGGAGCGCUUGACGCGGCGUCGUUAUCACUGUCGGGUAGAAUCAUUGCACUGUACACGUCGUUGUCGCGCACUGAUUCCGGCCAACUGCCCGUGCUGUACGGCUCGAAGUCGUCAAGUAGGUCACCCAAGUUUUCUUUCUCUUGAAUUCCAGUGACUUUUUUGCCAGAAUACGGACUUGGAAACGCAAAUGUCGGUUCAACAUGUUUCUUCAAAAAUCACAACGUCAACGUUAUUGAAUGCUCAAAGGGGUGAAAAAGGAUGACUACUCACUUCAUACUUUAUGGCUGUGAUUAUCUCUGAGAACUCCUCAGAACCUUUGGCGAUCUCCAUGAAUUGCGGAAUGUAGCACUGAUGAAGUUCCAUCGUUGGACCUAUUCGACAGAGGUAAUGAAAGAGGUAAAGCAUGUAGCAUUUCAAUGUUAUCCUUUCCUCGUAAGAAGAUGUUUUCAUCAAUUCCCAUAGAUCUUCCUCCUCCCACAACGAUCGGCCAAGUUGCUGGAGUAAAUUUGCUACGCGUCUGUGAUCUUUGCCCUGACUCGAGUUUACAUCCUCUGCGUCAACACCGAAAGUGCCUGAGACCUCCUCCAAACUGGUGAUCAACGGGAGACUGGGUAGUCGACGGCAGUAACUGAGAACGAGACUGAGCAGCGAUCGAAAAUCGUC
Marasmius oreades (fairy-ring Marasmius) is the source of this 2091-nucleotide messenger RNA. RefSeq lists its product as uncharacterized. The transcript has 4 exons. The coding region runs from base 1 to 795 and encodes 264 amino acids. The record is from RefSeq and is a predicted model, not a curated record. Lineage: Eukaryota; Fungi; Basidiomycota; Agaricomycetes; Agaricales; Marasmiaceae.